Molecule: messenger RNA, 2319 nt
Organism: Hippocampus comes (tiger tail seahorse)
Lineage: Eukaryota; Metazoa; Chordata; Actinopteri; Syngnathiformes; Syngnathidae
Gene: sowahab
Product: sosondowah ankyrin repeat domain family member Ab
Exons: 2
Coding region: 137-1261 (374 amino acids)
Molecular function (GO): protein binding
Source: RefSeq, a predicted model, not a curated record
AAAGUGGCGAGCGAAGGGAGGGGGGCCAGAGCGCCCCGGAAGCGGCAGGUUGUUCAAGCACACAAAUCCGGAGGAGAUAAUCCCUGCCUACACUGAGACUUUAUUUUUCCUCGCCCCGCAACCGGACUACAACGCGAUGGCAUUGACCCAAGACUCAGUUUUGUCUUUUUUACUGGAACGAGGGGGCAAAGUGAGGAACGCCGAGCUGCUCGGCCACUUCGGCGCUCUCAUCCACGGCGGCUCGCCCGCAGAAAAGCAUCACAAUAGGGAGCUGUUCAAGAAGUUGGUCAACAGCGUGGCCGUUGUUCGCCAGACGGACGGGGUGAAGUUUGUGGCGGUCAAGAAGCGGUACCAGGACUUUGUGAAAGAUAUGCUGCACGAGACUUUGCCCUCUUCAAACUCGACUUUGCAAAUCGGCCAUCCGGACUUGGAGAAUCGUAACAAUGCGUGCUACCCGUCGCACAUGAAUUUGCAAAGAAGUAAGUCAGACACUGCUCUCAAAGUAUUGAACAUUUGUAGAGAUCAAGUUGGCAGCAGAUCAUCAGGUGCUGUGUUUUCCGUCGUAGCAGUCGCCUCUCCUCCUAAUUACGAGAACCCACAAUCUACAACACAAACUCAUUUUCCAGUUUGCAAAGAAGACAGAGCCUUGCAAAGUUGGAGAAACAGUCACGCGGAUGACCCGGUCAAGACGCAGCCUGACGAAACCGAAUGCUGUGGGUCGGUACCCCUUGACCCUCUGGCUCAUGAGUGGCUGGUGAAAUGCGCCUCCGGGCUAUGGGGGCACGCCCACGCCAUGCUCCUGCAGGACGCCCACCUGGCCCAUAAAAAGGACUUCAUGUCAGGUUUCACGGCACUGCACUGGGCCGCCAAGGACGGUAAUGGCGAGAUGGUCCAAAAACUGAUGGACAUCACCCGGAGGAGAGGGGCACACAUUAACGUCAAUAGCAAAGCCCACGGGGGCUACACACCCCUUCAUAUCGCCGCCAUACACGGUCACACGAAUGUCAUGCUGCUACUGGUGCAGCAUUAUGGAGCGAGUGUCGACGAGAGGGACAACGACGGCAAGAAGGCUCGCCAUUACCUGGGUGCGGGUGUGUCAGAGGAGGUCAGAGCCCUCGUGGGAGGUGUGCGGCAAUCUAAAUACUGGGACAAACCAGAUGACGAGGAUUACCGGGAGCAACCGAAAGGUCUCAACACGAUCAGCAAGCUGUUCCAGCCUCACAGGAAACAGAAGUAUGCAACAUCAGUCACGCACAACUAGUGAUAGUUAGCAGAUUGGUUAUAAAAACUAGUCAGAGCCAGGGGUGGACUGGACUGGACUGGUUCUGGCACUAAAAAUCAGCCCUGACAUUUUAACACCUCCGUAACUGAGAAGUCAUUUUUGUCAAACUAUCCACAGUCAGGGAUUCAUGAAAUUAGACACACAAAAUAUCCAGACCGAGGUUCUACUACACACUACCCAGCGAGUGAGUUGGGAAAACCACUCGAGAUUUUUUUGUGUGUAGUGCAAUCUUUGUCUUCGUUAUGCCGACCUCAGACGAGACGAAUGUAGCCCGAUUUUCAGCCGACAAACUUGUAGACAAAUGUCGUGUCGUGUCUUGAUGUAUCGUAGCCCAUGUAGUGUGACAUACUCAUCGAUUGGUCAUCUGGCAUCUGAGACGCUUCACGACCACGUCUUUUGAUUGAUUCUUCUGCAUUGACCAAUAGGAAGACAGCCACCUCGUACUUAUGAUGAGAGACUGGACGUCGGGCACACAAUCACAAUGUACAUAUUUAAAAAGUGACUUGAACAAAAGGGGAAAUAUUGGAAAGUAUACCUAACAUUUCAUGCUACAUUUGCUAACUGCAAAGCUGAGAGUCGAUUGGUAUAACGUGGUGUCAUUAAAUAAAAUUUGUUACCUCAAGUUCUUUUGGGAAAAGAGACAGUCCAUACCUCCCUCUCCCCAGAAAUGGGUCCAUAGUCUCUUUUUUUAUUUUUUUGCCUUUCCUGAGCAGAGAACACAUGCACAUAAUGCCUCUGUCGACAUCACUUUGACCGCAAGUUGUCCUGCCCCCCGAGAGACCUGCACUGCUGAACUGAUCCUUGAUGGAAGUGUAGUGUGACGUCUCACCACGUCCAAGACGCAGAACGAUAUUUUUCGAGUAAUCUCACAACGCGACCGUUGUGAACAACAAAAAAAGUUGUAUAGUUUGAGAAGGCCUUUAGUAGGAAAACUGCCCUAUACUCGUAGGACAUGUUACUAAUGAGAUAAACUGGUGCACUAGGUGACAAUUGUGGGCUAGUACUUGUAGUACACUAUAAAAUUCUACUAGUUUACA